GAAUGUGCCUUAUAUAAUGUUACCCAGUACAAAACAUUUAUAAAUUGCUUCCGACAUGACAGAGAAAAAAAUCUCUACCAGAUUUGAGAGACCAGUGUUGGUCCCCAUUGAAGGUGUGCCAGUUCAGUCCAACUUUGCAGCAAACUGGGACCGGGUGAAGGUGUUCCAAGCUCAGCCUGAUGACCUACUAAUAGCAACUUAUACCAAAGCAGGCACAACAUGGAUCAGUGAAAUUGUGGACAUGAUUAACAAUAACGGAGAUACUGAGAUAUGCAGACGGGGUCCUACCCAUGAAAGGGUCCCCUAUCUGGAGUUUGGAGGACCUAACCCCCUACCAAUAGGAAUAGAACAAGCAAUCAACAUGCCUUCCCCACGGAUAAUAAAGACCCAUUUUCCUUAUCAGUUAGUUCCAAAGUCCUUCUGGGAGCAGGACUGCAAGGUGAUUUAUGUUGCACGUAAUGCCAAGGAUAAUGCAGUGUCCCUUUACCAUUUUAAUCGGAUGACUUGUCUUCAAGUUUUUUCAGGCACAUGGGAGGAGCACCUGGAAAACUUCAUGAAAGGAAAUCUAUCGUUUGGAUCGUGGUAUGAUCAUGUGAGAAACUGGUGGGAAAACAAGGACCGGCAUCGGAUGCUGUACAUGUUUUAUGAAGAUAUGAAAAAGGUUCUGUCGCAGACUGGAAGAAUUACUUCACUGUGGCCCAAAAUGAGAGGUUUGAUGCGGAUUAUAAAAAGAAGAUGUCGGGAACCACUCUUAAAUUUGUAUCUGAGUUCUGAAAGGGAGCAACGAAUCCAAGAUCUAGAAAAUGCAAUAGUGCCAUCAAAGCUAACAAAUCAGGUCUGCUUCAGCUGAAGACUAAAAGGAAAUAUUAUGUAUCUCAGGAUAUAAUGUGUCUCUGGAGAGAUGCUGACAUCUAGUAAAACUGCAACUUCCUGCCUUUACCAGACUCGUAAUUUUGCUGUAUAGAAAUGGUAAUUUUAUUAACAAAGACUGUGAAUGCAAUCCGUAGUUAAAGGGCUGUAGCUUUUCCACAACGUAAGACAAAAUGAAGGGGAGCAGGUUUGCCAGUUUCUUGACUUCUGAAUGCAAUUUAUUAACAUCCUUCAGCAAAUGCCACUGUUCAUUAAACAGGAAUUAAUCUCCUGCACUGAGUACAGGGAGUGGUCACUGUGAGAAAUAUGAGGUUUGCCAUGCAAUCUGUUUUUUUUUUAAUGUCUAAACAAAAUGUUGCCAUUCAAACACAAUGAAACAUAAUAUAAAACUCAAACAACCUUCAUUUAUUACGUAGUAAUUGCUACUGAUUCAUUUGUGCACUUCUUUAAAAUUCAAGCAUUGUACUACAUAAAAGCACAAUUCCUCUGCUGGAAAACACAAUUUAGGCUGGUUCCAAUAUUCUAAAUGGUAUUUUUUAGUUCAUAUACAAGCCAAAUAUUUUUUAGUUUGUUGGGAAUGCAACGCAGAUUGAAUCUUCAUUAUUGAAUGUCUGAAAUAAAUGGAACACUUCAUUUCAA
Messenger RNA from Protopterus annectens (West African lungfish), 1509 nucleotides. RefSeq names its product sulfotransferase 1 family member D1-like. The transcript has 6 exons. Gene Ontology annotation, biological process: sulfation. Gene Ontology annotation, cellular component: cytoplasm. Bases 56 to 850 code for a protein of 264 amino acids. Lineage: Eukaryota; Metazoa; Chordata; Ceratodontiformes; Protopteridae. The record is from RefSeq and is a predicted model, not a curated record. Gene Ontology annotation, molecular function: sulfotransferase activity.